CUGGUUUUACGACGGUGCGCUUACACAAUGGCAAUUUCCGUCAGUUUGACUUGCAGCUCGCGACCGCGUUGAACUCGCCUUUUGUGUUUACGGUUGUGUUUCGAACGACCUCGUUUCCCGCUACAAAUCUCGUGUAUGUGUUCACGUCCGAGUCGGAUACAGAACCUGGGAGCUCUUCGAGUUCGGCGCAGGGUGUUUUUGGUUCGGUGAAAGUGCGAAAAACCCAGCUUGAGGCCCAGCUCGGAGAGCUCGAGCGGGGCAGAGCUCCGAAAAGUUUGUUGUUGUCACGUGACGCGGGACGAAUGUGGCGAUAAAAGUUUGUCCAGAUCGCGAAACUUGUCGGCGCAUUACCCUUUUCAGAACCCGUGCAGCAGAUUUUUUUUUUACCACGAUGCCUCAACCAAAAUACAGAAAGAUCGCGGUCAUAGGUUACCGGUCCGUAGGGAAGUCGUCUCUUACGAUACAGUUUGUUGAAGGACAGUUUGUCGACUCCUAUGACCCAACCAUUGAAAACACGUUUAACAAAAUGGUGAACGUGAAAGGUCAGGACUUCAAUUUGCAGCUAGUCGACACGGCUGGACAAGAUGAGUACUCAAUUUUUCCACAAUCCCACUCAAUGGACAUCCAUGGUUAUGUUCUGGUCUAUUCAGUGACUUCCAUGAAAAGUUUUGAAGUUGUGCAGGUUCUACACGACAAGCUGCUAGACAUGGUUGGCAAGAUUCAGGUUCCAACUGUUCUUGUAGGAAACAAAAAAGAUCUUCACAUGGAAAGGGUUAUCAAACCAGAGGAGGGGAAAAAACUAGCCGAUUCCUGGGGAGCAGCAUUUAUGGAGUCUUCCGCCAAAGAAAACGAGACUGCCGUGGAGGUUUUCAAGCGAAUCAUUUUGGAGAUGGAGAAAGCUGACGGGAAUGCACCUCCGGAGGAGAAGAAGUGUGCAGUGAUGUAAAGUUUUAUGCAGGACACCAGUGAGCUGAUUUACUGAAGACAUGAGGCACAACUUCACCAGCUUGCUAACGGUGGCCUCAUCGAUGCAGCAGAGGAACGUUUGUUCUCCCCUCAGAAUUCAAGAUUGAUUUACAUAGCAAAGCAGCUGCCCAACAAAUGAUACUAGAUCCCAGUAAUAGUAACCAUGGAAAGAAAGAAAUACCUAGAGCAGGAUUAACCUCUCAAAGAAGCAUCUUCACUGGAUACUUUAACGUUCAAAUGCAUUCUGGGAAUAAUUGUGCUUCUUUUUUUUAUUUUUUAUUAUUAUUAUUAUUUCCAAGGACUGGUCCAUGAUUUCAGCAGGUCUUUUUGACAGAAAUGCAAUCACAGUUCACAUUGCUUUAAAUGUGGUCACUAUUCUACCAGCACUCUGUAAGAAAAGAAAUCUCACUGGGGUUUCUCAGUUCUCACUGUAAUUUUUAUCUGCUCAUCCUCAGGUACCUCUUACUCAUGAUGACGCGUCGUCAUGACACCGAUCUGUUAUUGUAUAUUUCACUACGCGGAUACACAACGCUCAUAUCUAUAGCAUAAUUCCUCCCCAUUCAUUCUGAUAAGGCUGUUAUGGACAGCACUUGUAGGUGGAAUAAAUAUUUUCUAAUUACAAGUUAAGCCCUUUAUAUACAGUGUAACUAGAAUCUUAGAAUGUGAUUUGGUACUUUGGAAAAUAUCUGGAGCGACUCGAGCCGUUGCUUUCCGUUUUUCUACACAGAGUAUACUCUUAGAUUAUCAAAACUAAAAGGAUUCAUAGAUUUCAGUUUUUGAUUUGCAUUUUAGUAUUGCAAAAUACUAUGAAGGUGGCCACGGAGUUAGUUUAGUGAAUUUUAAGUUGAUGGCUUUAACAUGCUUGAUAAAACCCAACCAUAGUGCCUGUAGCCUUUCUGACAAAUGGUCACUGUCAAACACUUGAAAUCUUUUCUUUUUGGCUUGUUUUUACAAAACCUGUAGCCUUACAGAAAUCUAAUGUACAGCAAUUCUGUUUGUUUUAUCCUCAAAAGCCUUGUGUUGUAGCUGUAGUGAAUACUUCUAACUUUAUAAAAUGCUUUGCCUAGAUAGUUAAAUGGCGGAUAACUGAUGAUAGUUGAGCAGAGGCUGGUGAUGCUGUGUCUUGUGCCUUACAGAUGUUCAAACUCCUUCAUCUGCUUCCUUUUCUUGACUCAAGGUGCUCUUAAGUUUUGUUUUUUUGUUUGUUUGUUUUUUUUCCUUUGACUUGACACCAUAGGUGCAGGUGUUGUGCACCUGAACACCAGUAUAUUCCCCUGUGGGUCAACGGUAAUUUAGAAAUCUUGCUGUAAACUGUUUUGUAAAUAAACAAAUCUGUCACUUGU
Molecule: messenger RNA, 2309 nt
Organism: Poeciliopsis prolifica (blackstripe livebearer)
Lineage: Eukaryota; Metazoa; Chordata; Actinopteri; Cyprinodontiformes; Poeciliidae
Gene: rhebl1
Product: Ras homolog, mTORC1 binding like 1
Exons: 8
Coding region: 392-946 (184 amino acids)
Biological process (GO): small GTPase-mediated signal transduction
Cellular component (GO): plasma membrane
Molecular function (GO): GDP binding; GTP binding; GTPase activity
Source: RefSeq, a predicted model, not a curated record